Molecule: messenger RNA, 2282 nt
Organism: Gilbertella persicaria
Lineage: Eukaryota; Fungi; Mucoromycota; Mucoromycetes; Mucorales; Choanephoraceae
Exons: 1
Coding region: 81-2009 (642 amino acids)
Molecular function (GO): protein binding
Source: RefSeq, a predicted model, not a curated record
GACACAAAGCGGUUAUUGAAAAUGCCAAUGAGAAUAGUUAUGCGUAAUGAUUUUCUAUUUUCUUUCUCUUUUCUUUCUAAAUGACCAACAAACGACCUUACGAUUUUUCACUGAUACCACCUGAAAUAUGGGAGUAUAUCUUUCGAUUCUUAUCCUCACACAACGUAUUUCAAUGUCAAAAGGUUUGCAAAGCAUGGUAUUUACCUGCGCAGCGAGUUUUUCUCGAACAUGUCUUUUUAAAAAGUCGAUAUGAUGUGGAACAAUUCCUUCAAUGUUUUUUGACACAUGUGAACACACAUUCAUUUGGCUGUGUCAAGAAAUUUACCAUUGGUCACAACUACACCAUGCCAAGUCGAGCUCGACUUUCUUUAGCAAGCGAUAUUGUCAAGAACUUGAUUAUUCAUUUCCCUCAUGUUCAACAACUAGUCAUUUCGGGCAACUGUAUCGAUCUCGAGUAUUUUGGAAAAGACGAUAUGACCAAUGCCAUGUUGGCUUAUUGGCCUUCUCUCAAUGUGUUUCGCGUAGACUGGGUAUUGUUACAGGCCGAGAAACGAAAAACAUAUCUGCAAACGAUUUACAAACUACGGCAUUGCACAACUGAAUUAGCGCUAUAUGAUCAUGAUUAUAUCACACGUGAAAUGGGCGGUAUUACUCAAUUUUUAAGCGGGUUUUCACGACUGGAACAUCUCAAGAUUAUUCCUCAAGAUAAUAUUGAUACCAUGGAAAAAUGCUUGGAUGUGAUGGAAAGUUGUCAGCACCUGGUAUCAUUGGAUAUGUACACAAAGCGAGAAGAUGAAGAUGGAUUCGUUGAGCGAUACCUACAAAAAAAGCCAUGGCAUGAGCGACUUGCGAUACAAGAGAGAUGGAUGGGUAUUCAGUCACUCAAGCUGACCAUGACGCAUUUCUGUAUCAAUACAAUUGAGUUUAUUAUACGCUAUAUGACUGGUUUACAGACAUGGACGAUUGGAUUUGUGGUGGCCAACAUAGACGAAUGGACAGAGAUUCAACGGACUGUUUUCGCUUGUCAAUUUUUAGAUUUUUUAUGCUUGCGUCAACACUACCUUCUUCGUCCUAUCAAUAUCAGCUAUCACAACAACAAUGACUAUAUAAGAUCCAUAUUAGAGAAGCAUUUUCACAGAGCGGCUGAGAAGCACUUGACGAUCGUACUUUACAAUAACAAUUCCGAGUUUGGAUUUGACUACAACAAUGCAUCUGCGAAUGCGUCUAAAUUUCUACUUCAGCUGACAUCCAAUAUAAAUGAACGCACAGCUCAAAUGACGCAUUACUUUGAUCCUCAAACAGAAAGUGAUAUUUCUUUAUUGACACAAGUUUUGCCUUACACAAUUGAUACCAUCACGUUCAACUUAGGUGGUCUCUAUCAAUACACAGAGAUGAUAUCCAGUCAUUUUAAACAAAUGAUGCAGCAACUAGUAAAGGUGGAGAAAGUAGUUAUUUUACUGCCUAGGCAUUGUUGCUACGACGAUACUCUCAUGGACAAUAAUACAGUCUAUCCUCAGGUGAUGAAACUAGAGGUAUCUGCUGGUCAUGCACUUUGGAUACACCCAGAGACAUUUAGGCAAAUGUCCCAAACGUUUGUUUCCCUCAAGUAUCUCUCACUUUGGUUUUGCAGUGGGGUUUGGGAGAGCGCUCAAAAAGCAUUUGUCAUCUAUAUGCCUCAGACAAAGCUGGAACGGCUUCAUUUGGAUGUCACGCCUGUCCGUGUACAAACAGGGAAAUUACUGACCAAGCAAAUGGCGUUUGCCGAUGCUUAUUUCAUACUUAAGGUAACGACAACCAACACUCGCUAUUAUCGUGUUGCUUUGGAUUAUUUAAGCCUGGAAGAAAUACCAGAAUCUCAAGGAUUUGAACAAGAAUACCUGACAGUUCAUAUUGUGUUUGAUUCGAUUGAGUUUAUCAAUAUGUAUCUGCAUCAAGAGAUCUUUAAUGAAUUUAGGCCUGUGCUUGUAAUGGAUCCACAAAAAGUAGUACAAACCACCGUGACCUUGUAAUAGAGCGACUUGUAAAUAUAAUACGGUCUAAGAUAAACAUUGGUUGUGUAACUAGGCAUUCAUAUGGUCGCGCUCUCUCGGAUAUCGUUUCUUUUGAUUUUAAAAGUAAAAUAGUGACAUGCUUCGUCUUUGUAUAUAUAUAUUGAGUCCCUAGAAUGUUAUCAAUGGGCAUAACAAGAACACUUUCAUAAAAAGCUCUUGUACUAUCAACUUGUAGAUUAAGUAAAACAAAUAAUGGCACCUAAACUAUUUGAAUAAACAGUUUGUUUAUAA